This is a messenger RNA of Strongylus vulgaris, 282 nucleotides long. The record is from the annotation of a GenBank genome assembly. Lineage: Eukaryota; Metazoa; Nematoda; Chromadorea; Rhabditida; Strongylidae.
AUGCAUGCUAGGGAAUGGGUAAGCGGUCCAGAUGGUCGUGUCUACCAAUUCCAUGUUGGAGAGCAAAGUUGGUUGGCUGCCAGAGAAUUUUGCCUGGCACAAAAUUCUGAACUAGCCAUUCUUAGGAGUAAAGAACAAAUUGAUUGGCUUCUUAGCCAUUAUGCACCAACUUACACACGAUUUCGUGAGCGUUACAUGCAGAUCGGCUUGCUUUUGCCAGAUGGUCCUAAUCGUGAAUGGAUGUACCUGGAUGGCUCGCCCUACAAUCAGUCCGUGGUGUAA